UGAGCGCGGCCCGGGCCGCCGCGUCGGGCACCACCUCUGGCCGCGCCGGCCCGGGACCCGCAGGUGUAGGCCCGGCCGGGGCCGUCACUGGGGUUCGCCCAGGACGCGCGCCCGUGCCCACACCUGACCCAGAUCCCGCAGAUGCACAGACCCCUUCCACAUCCAGAGAAACCUCGACCUUGAAGAUGGUGAGUAGCCAGCCAAAGUACGAUCUAAUACGGGAGGUAGGCCGAGGUAGUUACGGUGUUGUGUAUGAAGCGGUCAUCAGAAAGACCUCUGCACGGGUGGCAGUGAAGAAAAUUCGAUGCCACGCACCUGAAAAUGUUGAACUAGCUCUUCGUGAGUUCUGGGCACUAAGCAGUAUCAAGAGCCAACAUCCAAAUGUGAUUCACUUGGAGGAAUGCAUCCUACAAAAAGAUGGGAUGGUGCAAAAGAUGUCCCACGGCUCUAAUUCUUCCCUUUAUUUACAGCUUGUAGAGACUUCGUUAAAAGGAGAAAUUGCCUUUGAUCCCAGAAGCGCCUAUUAUUUGUGGUUUGUGAUGGAUUUUUGUGACGGAGGAGAUAUGAAUGAGUACCUCUUGUCCAGGAAACCUAAUCGUAAAACUAACACCAGCUUCAUGCUUCAGCUGAGCAGUGCCCUGGCUUUCUUGCAUAAAAACCAGAUCAUCCACCGAGAUCUUAAGCCUGAUAACAUCCUCAUUUCUCAAAGCAGACUGGAUACUAGUGACUUGGAACCCACACUGAAAGUGGCCGAUUUUGGUCUAAGUAAAGUUUGUUCAGCCUCUGGGCAGAACCCAGAAGAACCUGUCAGUGUAAACAAGUGUUUCCUUUCCACAGCAUGUGGAACAGAUUUCUACAUGGCUCCUGAAGUGUGGGAAGGACAUUACACAGCAAAAGCUGACAUCUUUGCUCUGGGGAUUAUCAUCUGGGCAAUGCUGGAAAGGAUCACAUUCAUAGACACAGAGACAAAGAAGGAACUCUUGGGGAGUUAUGUAAAACAAGGAACUGAGAUUGUGCCUGUUGGGGAGGCACUUCUGGAAAAUCCCAAAAUGGAACUUCUCAUUCCUGUGAAGAAAAAAUCUAUGAAUGGGCGAAUGAAACAGCUGAUUAAAGAAAUGCUAGCUGCAAACCCUCAGGAUCGUCCAGAUGCUUUUGAACUAGAACUGAGAUUAGUACAAAUUGCAUUUAAAGAUAGCAGCUGGGAAACGUGACAUAUUAUUUGCAAAUAUCUUGGAUGUUAUGCUGCUUCUGUUUUAACAGUGAUGCAACAUUAUGUGGCUGAAAAAGAAUAUAAAAAGCUAAACUCCACCUUCUAAGGGUUUAGAUUUAUUGUGGGGUGGUUUUUUUUCCUCAUUUUUCUUAAACCCAAGCUGGCCAUUUUAUCAGUACGUUUUAAAUGUGUAUUACCAAUGUGGGUGUAAAUUUUUUUUAAAUGAUCAUUGGUAGAAGUUUGGCAGGAAAAUUCUCUAAGAGUCAAGAAGAGAAGAGAGUCCAGUUUUCUGGAAAUAUGUCUCUAAGUAUUUUAGACAUUCCUUGUCAGUAUUAGGAAUUUUCAUGGAAGAAGAGGUUUGCAUGCUGGUAAUGCAGCCUUUCGAGCUUUGUAAAGGAAACAUAUAUGUAUAUAUUUAUGUAUAUGUAAGUAUGUGAAUGUGUGCAUUUUGCAUUCCAUAUGAAGAAAAUGCCACUUCUGUUUAAAUUAUUUGAUGUAGGUUUGGGUUUUUGAGAUUUGCUGGUGAAAUCAGUAAUGAAAAAUAAAUGAACCUUCCCUCAUCUUACUACUCUGUCCCUCCCCCUAAUGAAAUCAUGCUAAGUUUUUCUUUUCUUUCUUUCUUUCUUUUUUUUUUUUUUUUGUAGUAUUAUACAGCUCUUUUAUAUUUUUGGAGGGUCUAAAAUGAUAAAUUAAACAUAAAUUAAGUGAUCCAAAGCUGCUGACGUAUGUUUGAGCUCUCCAGUGCCCUGUAGCUGCAGGAAUUGAUUUAGUCAUGCAAUCGUAUGGUAGCAGGUUGGCAAGGACAUUGAUGAUUCGGUCAUGUCUUCUUUAGGUAACCGAGCAUUUAUUUAACCAAUUAAACCACUGCACUGGGACAUGUCUACACUUGAGCAUCUACAAUCUGAUUUAAAUAUGAGCACAGGAGUCUUGUUUCUGAAAUAUAUGAACUAUAAUACUUGAUGUAUUCAUUUUUAGUUUUAAAUUUUUGUCUAAGCAUCACCAUAAAGUUGAAGAAACCAAAUGAGUUCUACCCUCACAUUGCCUGCCCUGAUAUGGUCUCUUGUUGAAUCACUGGUGGUCAUUUCAUUUUGGCACUGUUGCUAUUUUCUCUUGUCUAAUUUGAGACAGUAAUGCUAGUGAUAAUGGUCAUCUUAGGUGUUGGUCACCUUUUUCAAAGGGAGGAGAAACCUAUACAACUUGGCAAAUUGUGGCAUCAACUACAUUUCAAGUAGAAAAGUUACCGGUGUAUAUGAUCACUCCAUAUAGUCUGUGUCAAAAACCAACAAACCAUUAUUCCAUUUAAAGUUGGUUUGAUUUAACUCUGUAUGGUUGCCUUCAGUAUGUUUUCCUGUAAAUGCAGAUAGUUAAACUCUAAGGAUAGAAGCAAUCUUAAAACAGAACAUUAAACCUUUCAGGUUAGAUAGACUUGACAUUUUGUCUAGGUUAUCUUUGCAAAGCACUAUGGUCAAAAGUCAAAAUAGUAUUAGAAUACUAAAUUAUUGAUAGUUUGCAUAGUCUUCUCAGCUGUUUUGAACUUCCACAGCUUUUGGAAUAUGUUAUCAUAAUUUUUCCCCAUUUAAAACGUUUUCAGAGGACAGUAGAAGCAAAGACACAUUAAAAAAAAUGAAAUACAUAAAAUUGUUGGACCAUAUGUUUCGUGAUCUGGAAGUUUAAAAUUUGGACCAAAAGAUUUUAUUGAAAUUAAGCCUCUUAAAAUGAAAAAAAAAAAAAAUCAUACUUUUAAAACCAGUUUCAAGGUAAGAAUCCUUUUGGAAAUCAGAGGUAGAACUAGAACCAUAUGGUAAUUGACCUCUGGAUUACCAAAUUAGUUUAACACAGAUCUGUCCACGGGGAUUAGGUUACUGAAAGCAAGAAAAAACAUCUUUAAAAUGCCUCAUAAAUACUGUAGCACUUCAGAGAUUCACAGGUGCUGGUAUACCACUGUUGAUUUG
This is a messenger RNA of Tupaia belangeri chinensis (Chinese tree shrew), 3162 nucleotides long. RefSeq names its product PDLIM1 interacting kinase 1 like (gene PDIK1L). Gene Ontology annotation, cellular component: nucleus; cytoplasm. Bases 186 to 1211 code for a protein of 341 amino acids. Gene Ontology annotation, biological process: protein phosphorylation; negative regulation of G2/MI transition of meiotic cell cycle. The record is from RefSeq and is a predicted model, not a curated record. Gene Ontology annotation, molecular function: protein kinase activity; ATP binding. The transcript has 3 exons. NCBI's taxonomy places the organism in Eukaryota, Metazoa, Chordata, Mammalia, Scandentia, Tupaiidae.